Molecule: messenger RNA, 1545 nt
Organism: Sinocyclocheilus grahami
Lineage: Eukaryota; Metazoa; Chordata; Actinopteri; Cypriniformes; Cyprinidae
Gene: ppp1r15a
Product: protein phosphatase 1, regulatory subunit 15A
Exons: 4
Coding region: 366-1280 (304 amino acids)
Biological process (GO): response to endoplasmic reticulum stress
Cellular component (GO): endoplasmic reticulum; protein phosphatase type 1 complex
Molecular function (GO): protein phosphatase regulator activity
Source: RefSeq, a predicted model, not a curated record
CGCUCUUGUCCAAGCCCCGCCCACCGCUGGACUUUCUCGACACGUAACGAAACGCGGCUACGUGAUCUCCCAGCAAACACGCAAGCCCCGCCUCCGCGUGCCGACGUCACCACGCCCUAUAUAAGCGCCCGCCGUCACUCACAACGGCAUUUCUAUUUACGGCACAGAAGAAUGAGAUUCGUUAAACACAACCCGAGCGUGAGAUGUUUGUGAACAACGCGACCAUGGAGUAUAUGUCUGAACUGAAGUCGUCUUAUUGCUCAAACAGCGUUUUUGAGUACGCUAGUACCUCCACCGUUGGAAAACCAAACCCUCGCUGGAGCGACUGCCAAGCGACAGGCUGACCAAACUCACAAAGUUUGAUUAUGCUGCCGUAUCAGUGCGGUUUGCAUCUGUUCAUGCAAUCCAAGAGGAGUCCUGAGCUCUCGUCUGGAUCACCUGCAGCGCAUGAAGAUCUACCUCUCAGUCAUUAUCACCGAACGUCCGUCAUGAAGAUCAGAGUCUGUCUGUGGCCGGUCAUCCGGAGGGUCCUGUACUUCUGCGCGAGUGUGAUUUGCUCCAAGAUUUGUUUCUUCAUCUGUGUGGGGAAAAACAUGACCGGCGAGUCGAAGAAGAGCGGCGUGGAGGCCUUGGAGAGGCCUGGAGGCGAGAUCGGGGAUGCAGCUUCAGAAAUGAAGGAUCCGGAGGUUAUUAUGGAGCUCGAGUCUGCUGAUGAAGAGCGGGAAUCGUCAGCGAUUGAUUGGGAUGAAGAGGAAGAUGAAGAUGAAGCCAGGCUCUCAGAAUGGGAGUCUGAUGAAGAAACCAAAGAUGAGGAGGACUGUGAGACCGAGGAUGAGGACUCUGAAUGGUCUGAUGAGGAUGAAGGUGACUCUGAGGCUUCAGCAGAGAGUCUUGAGCUUUGGGAAUCGUUUCUCAACAGCGGUGACCCCUACAACCCUCUGAGCUUCUGCUCGUCCAUCGGCUCCAGAACAAACACGGAGCAAUGCUCACAGAUCAAAACUCAACCUAAACCUGAAACAAGACCAGAAGAAUGCGAGCCAAAACCAAAGGAGAAGGUAAAGAAGGUGUGUUUCAGUGAUAAGGUGACUGUGUGUCCCCUGGUGGCGUGGAGUUUCGCGAGCCGGGCAGCAAGGGACGGCUCUUGUUGGAUGCAGAUGGCCAGAGACCGAGAGCGAUUCAGAAGAAGAGCGGAGAGCAUCGAGACGCUCCUUAAGCCCUGCCUGACGGCUGACCACCGAGCCGGCGUGUGGGAGAGACUUCAGAGAAAAACAUCCUCUUAAUACAUCACCAUCCAGCUUAAUGUAGUAUCAUCAUAAUGUAGCAGCAGUUGAACUAGAUGCUGGUUUUAGUCGUGAAAUCCAAAUGUUUUUUUUUUUUUUUUUUUUGUGUAAUUUAUAUUGUUAUAACAUUGUGGUGCACUUUAUUUCUAUGUCUUUGACUUUAUUGAUGUUUAAUUUUAUGUUCUGCACAUGUAUCAUUUUAUUGUACUACAAAACAUGGUUAUUCUGACACAGACUGAAUAUUUUAUAUGGCAGCUGAAAAAUA